CGCCGUGCCGUGCCGCUCGGCUCCGCUCCUCUCCGCGCCGCGCCGCCGGGGGGCCGAGCAGCGUGUCCACCUGCCGACCUCGCCGCCCGUCAGUCCCGCCAUGGCGCUCGGCGGGGUCGGUCGCGGCGGCGCGGCGCGAGCCGCCUGGCCGCGGCUGCUGGUGGUGGCGGCGGCGGCGGCGCUGGCGCUGGCGGGGCCGGCGCUGCCCGAGGUGCUGUUCCGUUGCCCGCCUUGCACGGCGGAGCGCCUGGCCGCCUGCCCCCCGGCCGCCCGCCCGCCCUGCCCCGAACUGGUCCGGGAGCCGGGCUGCGGCUGCUGCCCGGUGUGCGCCCGCCUGGAGGCCGAGGCGUGCGGCGUCUACACGCCGCGCUGCGCCGCCGGCUUGCGCUGCUACCCUGACCCCGGCGCCGAGCUGCCCCUUCAAGCCCUGGUGCAGGGGCAGGGCACCUGCGCCCGCCGCCGCGACACGGCCGAGUACGGCGCCAGCGCCGAGCGCCCCGCAGACAACGGCGACGACCGGUCCGAGAGUAUCCUUGCUGAGAAUCACGUGGAUGGCACCCCAGGGAUCCUGAGUGGAGCCAGUGGGAGGAAGCCCAUGAAGACAGGCAUGAAGGAACUGGCAGUUAUGAGGGAGAAGGUGAACGAGCAGCAGCGACAGAUGGGCAAAGUCGGCAAGCCCCAUCACAACCAUGAGGACUCCAAGAAGUCACGGCUGUCUACAGGCAGGACUCCUUGUCAGCAGGAGCUCGAUCAGGUCCUGGAACGCAUCUCCACUAUGCGGCUGCCAGAUGAGCGAGGUCCCCUGGAGCACCUCUACUCCCUCCACAUCCCCAACUGUGACAAGCAUGGCUUGUACAAUCUCAAACAGUGCAAGAUGUCGGUGAACGGGCAGCGUGGCGAGUGCUGGUGUGUGGACCCCAUCCAUGGGAAGGUGAUCCAGGGUGCACCCACCAUCCGCGGGGACCCCGAGUGCCACCUCUUCUACACAGCCCACGAGCAGGAGGACCGGGGAGCACACGCCCUGCGGAGCCAGUAGAUGGACGUGAUCCUGCUUGCUGGAGGCAGCUAACGGCGGCCCCACUGCCGGAUUUUACAUGGGUUUCAGCAUGUCUUUGUAGGCUCUGGAAGAGGCUGGGGUUGGGUCCUGCGUGCUGCCCUCCUUCCCCUGCUGCCCAACUCCUGGGGAGGGGAGGGGUGGUGGAGUUCUGCAAGGAGAAGGGACUGCUUUCCUAUAGUCUUUCACCCAACCUAAGUCAGAGAACCGGUCUUUUUUUGCUCCUCACCCUGUGGCCCUGCCUUCCCUGCUGCUUUGCGGCAUCUUCCCGCACCCUCCAGCACAAAGUGCCGUGUGCUCCCCAACACCUCCCAGGGGACAUAACCCCCAUGCUGUGGGCAGGAGUGGGACAAAAAGCAAAGGAAAAACCUCACCCUUUCCCCCUCUUUCUCUCCCAUCCCCAAGACCAAAGACUGUAAAUACUGUGUCGCCUGCCUCUUGCAUCCCACCAGUCCCCUGUGCCCCAGCCUAGCCAUCAAGUCUUGGCAUGGGAUGCAGUGUGGGAGGGAGGGAAAGAGGAAAGUCCCCAUCUUCCCAGCUAGAACAUGCUGAUGCAGUUGGGAUGCAUCCUCCAAGGAGGCAAUAGUGAGGGAAAAGGCUAAGGAUGAGAAAGCCCCUGCCAAACACUCCUGGGUGCUUUCCUUCCUGGUGUUGGGGCACGGUCAACCCCACAGGGACCUGGCUUCAGCCCCUUGUCUGGGGGGAUGUGGCCUGUGGGUGACAACAAAGCUAAAUGUUUGGUUUUCCAGGGAGUCUGAAGGGCUGUUGCCCAGUAUUUCUUAGGAUCAGCUUAUGCUGAGGGAGCUCAAGUGAACUUGCUGGGGCUGGGUGGAAGGAUGCCUGUGUAGAUUUAGAAUAACAAGCUAGGGAGUGUCUUUCCCUUUCUCUCUCUCUCUCAUUUCUAGAUAGGAAAAACCCAUCUAAAAUCUGCACUCCCAAGCAGCUGCCCUUGUCCCUCCAUUUUUGCUGGGGACUGGAGUGAGCAUCUGCUAUUCUGCACACACUUUUUUGUAAGUAAAUUACAGUAUAUAUCUUGCUUUGGAAAGGCCCUCACACACAUGCAGCCCUCUGCCACACACACAUUUGUAUAGAUUAAAUUCAAGUGAUUCCAGGUGCUCUGACAGGUUUUGUGCUGGACAUGCUGCUCCAAGGAGAGAUGUCUCUGCUGUUAUUUCACCUGUUGAUUUCUUUCUGUACAGAACACAUCGAUGCUGAGAAUAAAUAACUUCCCCAUCACCUAAGCAAGAAGAUUUUACUAUUUUCUUUCCUUUUAUUUUUUUCUCCUCCUCCUUUUUAAUAUAGAUACCAUUUGCAAAGCAAUUGCAAAAAUUCCUAUCCUGACAGCAGAAGUCUGAAGCUUCCCUUAAAUGAAAUCAAAGGAAUAAAUUAUCUCAGUUUCUGGCAGAUGCUUCUGAGCCUUGAGAUCCCAGGUCCUCCACAGAGUUAGGUUGAAUAAGGUGGUGGAGGGAGGUUCCUUGCUGAGUGUGCGUGCUGGCAGGGAGUACACUGUGUCUGCAUGAUGUGGGCCAGGCAGCAAAGCUACCUGACUCUGAUAGCAACCUGCAGGGAUGGGACCAGGCCCUGGUGACUCCUAGCAUGCUCCAGAAACACCAGACAGUCCUGGAGAAAUACCACAUCGGGAUCCCCACCACUGAUAGCCCUUUCUUGGCUCCUCAUUUCAGAUCCUCAAUGCAAAGGGCUUAAGCAGUCUCAGCAAAUGAAGCCCCUUGAGACUUUGCAGGGGGUUUGGGUGUGGCAGUGGAGGAGAUGGGGAAAAGAACCCUUUAGAAAGUUAGGAGUGGGGGUAUGUGCAUGAGGGGAUGUGUGUCAGAAGGAGUUGAGAGCACAUGAGAGAGAAAGAAAACACACCUGCAUGCAAAGCCAAGUAACUGUACAAACAAUGCUACCUGCUCCUGUUAACCUCGGAGGGCUUUCUGCUUUUUCGUGUAAGCCUUGCACACACUGGCUCUCAGCUGCAGUUUGUACUUUUGUUUUGUUUAGCAAUAAGGGAUUUUUCAUUUGUGUUUUUCUCUUUUGGAAAAGCUGAGCUGCAUAAGGUUGGAAUAAAUUAAAUGGGAUGCCAGAAAACUGUCAUCUUCUCCCCUCCCCCCUCCCUCUCUUUUCACAGGACAUGAGUCCUUGUUUGAUGCAUCACACCCAAAUUUGGGCCUCUUCAGCUUUUGUCCAGGGGGUGUUGUAAACACUGCGCCCAACAAGUGGCAGUGGGAGUUGGGCCUUUCAUUGUUACUGUCCCAGUUGUACAAGCAGGGUGGAACUGGUGUCAUUCAUCUGCUGGCCCUAUGGUCCUAUUCCACACAUGGUACUUUAUGAGUCUGCAAAAUGCAGCCAUGCCCUCAAGUCCUCUUGAGUCACCAUCUGGCCAGCAUAUGUGUGGAGACCACCUCCCUGCCUGACAGGAGCUAAAUUUGGUGGAAAAGGGUGGUUGUGUCCCACUUUCCUGGGCAGAGGAUGGCAGGGUGAAUGCUCUGUCCAGGGUGGUGCACACAAAGCUCCCUGAACUGCUGAGAGGCUGUAUGAGAGCAAUAGUUCCCUGCUCCUUGAGCAGGGAAGCAGCUUAUCAAGUGAAGGUCCCUCUUACCCAGCACAAGGACUUCAGAGACUUUGGCAGAUGCUUGGGCAAAGGCUCUUUCCAGCUGCCCAACCUUGCUAUUUCAGGGGCACCUUGAGUUGGCAGUUGCAUCCAAGUGUGCUGUUUAUUAGCCAGCAGAUGGACCUGUUCUCCGUGAAUCAUCCAGGCUUAAGCAUCUUGCUGUGAUUUGCAUCUCCUCUGCACACCAUGGCUUCCUUGGCUGUGUGGGACACUGCAGGGAGAAACUCUCCAUGGGGGGACCCUCCAAGGGCUCUCUCCAUUGCUUGCUC
Dryobates pubescens (Downy woodpecker) is the source of this 3934-nucleotide messenger RNA. It is a transcript of the gene IGFBP2, whose product is annotated as insulin like growth factor binding protein 2. The transcript has 4 exons. Gene Ontology annotation, biological process: regulation of insulin-like growth factor receptor signaling pathway. NCBI's taxonomy places the organism in Eukaryota, Metazoa, Chordata, Aves, Piciformes, Picidae. The record is from RefSeq and is a predicted model, not a curated record. Gene Ontology annotation, molecular function: insulin-like growth factor II binding; insulin-like growth factor I binding. The coding region runs from base 101 to 1036 and encodes 311 amino acids. Gene Ontology annotation, cellular component: extracellular region.